Thrips palmi is the source of this 3297-nucleotide messenger RNA. Its product is annotated as transcription factor HES-1-like. Bases 76 to 1368 code for a protein of 430 amino acids. Lineage: Eukaryota; Metazoa; Arthropoda; Insecta; Thysanoptera; Thripidae. Gene Ontology annotation, cellular component: nucleus. The record is from RefSeq and is a predicted model, not a curated record. Gene Ontology annotation, molecular function: DNA-binding transcription factor activity, RNA polymerase II-specific; RNA polymerase II cis-regulatory region sequence-specific DNA binding; protein dimerization activity. The transcript is spliced from 5 exons. Gene Ontology annotation, biological process: regulation of transcription by RNA polymerase II; regulation of neurogenesis; anterior/posterior pattern specification.
CAUGGCGUCGUCGGCUCGUCCACGGCCGACGGGCUGCUCGCCCACACGCUGGGGCUGGGCAAGGGCUCCAUCUGCAUGGACGGCCGCCGGGCCAACAAGCCCCUCAUGGAGAAGCGGCGGCGCGCGAGGAUCAACCAGUCGCUGGCCGUGCUCAAGACCCUCAUCCUGGACUCGGCGAAGCUGGAGCAAAACACGAAGCACUCCAAGCUGGAGAAGGCCGACAUCCUGGAGCUGACGGUGCGCCACCUGCAGCGACAGAAGACGCUCAACUCGUCCGAGGUGGACAAGUACCGCGCCGGCUUCCAGGAAUGCGCUCGAGAGGUGACGCGGUUCCUGGACACCCCGGAGCUGCUGCUGGGCCCGGCCGCGCUGUCGCUGACGGGCUCGCAGUCGCCGCCCUCCGCGUCCUCCACGUCGGGCCUGAUCGACCCCGGCGCCCGGAAGCGCCUGCUGCGCCACCUGGAGGCGUGCGCCGCCGAGCUGGACCUCGACUUCGGGCACGCGGCGGCCAAGAUGGCGGCGCAGGGCGGCCCGGGCAGCAGCCAGAUGGCCGCGCACCUGGCCGCCAUCACGGCCUCCAUGGCCGCCGCCGCCGCAGGGCUGCCGCCCAACGCCAUGCCACCCGCCGUGACCGCCGCCGUCACCCUGGGCCCCGGGCAGGCCGGCCCCAACAACCCCCUGCUGUCCAUCGUGCAGGUGGUGCCCUCCCGGCUGCCGGACGGCCAGGUGGUGUUCCUGCUCCCCAGCCACUACGUGCAGCUGGCUGCGGCGGCGGCGGCGGGCGGGCAGGCCCCCUUCCUGGACGCGGACAUCGGGGCCAAGGCGCAGGACGCGGCGGUCAUCUCCGCGGGGUCCGAGGCCGGCCAGGUGAGGGACACGGUCGUCAAGGAGCCGAUGCGCGAGCCGGCGCGCGAGGGCGGCAGCGACACCAGCAAGGACACCAGCCCGGCCGCCGUCAAGGCAGAGCCGCCGCCGUCGCCGCCACCCGUCCACCGCGGCAAGCUGCGGCACCACCGCAAGGCCUCCGUGCAGCACGAGCCAGAAGACCUCGUCGUGGCCAAGGCCCCCACCACCCCGCCAGCCACCAACGGCGUGGACGUCAAGGUCGAGAUCAAAGAGGAGAUCAAGGAGGAGGAGGAGGCCCGGUCCCUGCCCGACGCGCCACUCGACUUCACGACUGGCGAGCGCAAGCUGCGCGACGACGACCCGCGGCCUCGGCCCGUCAAGCGGGAGGCGCCGGAGGACACGGCCGUGGACGCGCGCAUCAAGAUGCCGAGGCCGUGGACUCGGCCGGAGGGCUCUGCGGACGGCGAGGGCGAGGGCCACCCCGUCUACGACGACGACGGGAACGUCUGGCGGCCCUGGUGACGCCCUGGCGCUGGCCUCGGCCUAGGCUGGGACCGCGCCACCCUCAAUUCGGCCUCGGCCACGGCCUCCGCCACGCCCGCCACGAAGCGCGGCAAAGCCUCGGACAAGCGUCGCCGGUCCGGAAGCCGCGACAAGUAAUCAGCCCAGGCGGGAGAUUCCAUCUGCCAGUCGCCCAGCCGACGCCCAGCCCACUGCCCGCGUACGGAGGCUGGCGCGAGUGUGUGUGCGUGUGAGUGUGUGUGAGAUGCGCAAACGUGCGGGUGUUUGAGUUCGAUGCUCGACUGCUUCACUGCCGACCUGACGCGUUCGGAUCUCGGUGCUUCGAAAAAUACUGUAAGGGAUUUCAGCUCAGUUGUUUCGGGUGUGGAGGCCCGCGACUUUGAAUUAGACCUCGUUACUUAACCGCUUUUCUUUUCUUUGUUCCUUUUUUUUGUCGUUUUGUUUGCAUUGCGUAACGUCGCGACGCCUGCGCAACGCUUGGGCGCGCACUUCCAGCGUAAGUGCUGGUUUGUCCCUUUUCAGUUUCCACGGAGUUUCAUUCCUAACUUUAAAAAUCUAAGUCAGUCCUUAGUCAAGACCUCGCGGCUCAAAGCUCGGUGUUUUAACUUGUUUAUGUUCUUCUUUUCUUAUUGUAUUCAGUGCCUUACUUUGACUACCGAGCGUUCCCCGAUUCGUACCUGAGCAACACGUAAAUGGUCAUCGCACAGAACGUGAGCCCCUCCGGCCCUCCGCAGAGAAAUGUAGAUGUAGAUUGAAAGAGUCAAGUACAAAGAGUACUGUUGUUAGAUAAGGAACCUCUUCGAUAGGCCUAUUUAGAAAAAUACUUGCAUGAAGCUCCAUACUUGUAGAUGAUGAUCGGACACCGAACAUGUGUUGUGCAGAACCUACUUAACAACUUACUUAAACACUCGUUCCUUGUUCCUUCUGUUCUCUUAAGUGCCUCUCGCUCGAUGUACUGCAUAGUCUAUGCUUUUGAUUUCAAAUCGUCUUCCUUCGUCGACAGCAAGGUCCUGUUUGACAACCUUUGUGUGAAUCUGUUUUGAGAAAAUCUAUUGUAAAAAUGAUUUUAUUGUACCAAACGGCCUCGUACGCCACUAAGCAUAAUUCCAUUAUCUAGUCAAAUAUGUAAGAGAAUGUAUUAUGGCUCCAUUUUAAAGCCGGACAAAUGGCUUGAUGCAGUCACAAGCAUAUUAUUAUACUUAUCUAAGUCAACAACUUCUUAAAUAGCAAAGGUACACUCUAAUCUAUGAAAUGUCUUGCCCUCUUGACAAUCUAUGAGGUCUCGAAAUAAUUUUUUCGAAUAAGGACCGAUUUUAAUCGAUUAAGGUAACACACUCUAAGUAAAAUACCCACUUGUUUAAACUAUCGGUUUUGUUCCUCUUUCGAAAAAAAAAAUACGCUUCAGUUAUCUGUGGGCAUGCCUUAUCUCUGUCUAAGACUAAGAAACCAGUUUGCCAUCGAAUAAACAUUGUUAUUUCGAAUAAGCUACGAUUUAAAAUAAAAGGCCUACUUGAAACGAAAGCUUCAAAAUGUUAUUAUGUUAUUGGUUUGUAUUAUAGUUAUUGACUUCCUCUCAAUCUGCGCAGUCUUUGUUGUGUUAUGUACAAUUAAUUACUAUUAUUAUUACUAUUAUUAUUACCAUUGUCAUUGUUAACUAUUGUUAAUGUUUUUGAAUAUUAUGUGAUAAAUAUUUACUGUUACUUCUUUAGGGUGGGUGCGCUUUAAGGAUCUUGUAUACAAUGGACUGUGUAAAUUCUAGAUCUCAGAAUGACUUAUGUUGUAAGCCUUGGACAAGGGUGGUUCUUGUUUCCUGAGAGAUCUCUUGCGGUAUCAAAAGACUUCGGAAACUGCAGGAGAUGGCUUUGGCAAACUAGCGUAUAUCUGACUAUUGUUUUGUAGUUCCACAAUAAAUCUUUUUUUGAACGGCUA